AUGGACUCCGGCGAGCAAGCGGCGGAGGAGUCAUCGGCCAAUCGCCGGGAGCGCCUCCUCGCCCUCCGCUCCGCCGCCGCCGCCGCCGGUUCCUCCUCCUCUUCGCCAUCUGCCGCGCCGCCUCCCCUGCCGCCGCCGGCCUGGGAUCUCCCGGAGCCCGACCUGACGCCCUCCUCCGCCCCGCGCCCGCCCGCGCGGUUCGGGUUCUACACCAACCCCGGCGCGGCCUUCUCCUCCGCCGCCGCCCCGCACAAGCGCAAGAGCCCCGACACCCUGCUGGGCCCCUCUCCCGCUCCAGCUCCGCCUCACGGUAGAUCUGGGAACUAUGGUAACAACUAUCCUCCACACCAGCACCAUAUGGCCCCAUCCCAGAUGGAACCGGCUCCACCAGGGACUGGUCCAUGGAGAAGUCCUAUGCAGUUCCAGACUCCAAUGUCAGAAUAUGGAGGAGCACCUCCUGGUCCUCCACCUCACUGGAACCCACAUUCUACUUCUCCAGCUCAAGAUUAUUAUCCACGUUCGCCCAACUUUGGGUUCAGAGGCUCUAAUGUUGGCCGAGGGGGCAACCAGAUGAAUUAUGGACCAAGAGGUAGCCCGGUGAAUUAUGGACCAAGAGGUAGCCCGAUGAACUACUCACCAAGAGGUAGCCCAAUGAAUUAUGAACCAAGAGGUAGCCCAAUGAAUUAUGAACCAAGAGGUAGCCCAAUGAAUUAUGAACCAAGAGGUAGCCCGAUGAAUUAUGGACCAAGAGGUAGCCCGUGCUCAUCUUCUGGACGAGGCAGGGGCGAGAACUACUACAGCGGCCCAGGCUCAAGAGGAAGAGGGGGAAGGGGUGGCUCGGGUUUUCAGAACCAUUCUGGAGGGCAAGGUCAGAUGAACUACUACUACAAGUCCAUGGUUGAUGAUCCUUGGAAGAACUUGCGACCUAUUGUUGGCAGCAUACUUCCUACUGGUGGUGGUGGUGCCAAGCCCUGGCAUCAAGAACCAUUUCGUACAAAGAUAGAUAAUAAAGCUGAUCAAGGCCGAGUUAUAUCAACGAAUAAACCUGAUCAAGGCCAAGUUAUAUCAACGUCAACAUCAGGAUUGAGUCUGGCAGAAUACCUUGACUUGUCUUUCAAUGAGGUUUCUAAUGAGACGUAAGCUCAUGUUCCGGGGUUCUUUUUAGCAUAAACUAUUUUAUGAUUAGGAUUGCUGUUGUUCACAGCAUAUAUUUGUCUCUUUCUAAUUUAUUUUCCUAUGUAAUACUGCUUUCUUUGGACUAGAUAUGUGCAUGUCAAGUGCAAUAUUUGUUGUACUGUGUAUGAACUUAUGGCCAUGUUGUACCUUGAUUUAGUAUUAUGUAAGGCACUACAAAUGGGAAAUCAUUUAGACGCACCA
Messenger RNA from Lolium rigidum, 1377 nucleotides. RefSeq names its product translation initiation factor IF-2-like. The coding region runs from base 1 to 1140 and encodes 379 amino acids. NCBI's taxonomy places the organism in Eukaryota, Viridiplantae, Streptophyta, Magnoliopsida, Poales, Poaceae. Gene Ontology annotation, biological process: miRNA processing; mRNA splicing, via spliceosome. The record is from RefSeq and is a predicted model, not a curated record. The transcript is spliced from 2 exons.